CUUCUUCUUCAACACCCUUUUUCAUAAUUAAGCCCCCCAUUCUCAUUCUCUCUCCAAUUCCUUGCACCUUUCCCUCUCUCUCUCUCUCUCUCUAUCCGACAGAGGAGCUUGUGGCUGCAACACUAUCAAUUCUUUUCAAAUCUUCAAUCUUCUUCUGAUAAAUGGGUGCAGAGGGAAAGGUCUUCAGCUUGGCCGAUGUCUCUCAGCACAACACCCCCAAGGACUGUUGGUUAGUCAUUGGUGGGAAGGUGUAUGAUGUGACAAAGUUCUUGGAGGAUCACCCCGGUGGUGAUGAUGUUCUGCUUUCUGCAACUGGGAAGGAUGCGACAGAUGAUUUUGAGGAUAUUGGGCACAGCAGCAGUGCAAAGGCGAUGAUGGAUGAAUACUAUGUUGGUGAGAUUGAUUCGUCAACUAUUCCUAAAAAUGUCAAGUACACUCCUCCCAAGCAGCCUCAUUACAAUCAGGACAAGACUACUGACUUUGUAAUCAAGCUUCUUCAAUUCCUAGUUCCCCUCAUUAUCCUGGCUGUUGCUGUUGGUGUGCGUUUCUACACAAAGUCAUCAUCUGCAAACUGAAUUGAUAUAAUCCCUUUUAUCUUUUAUCUAUACAUGAAAAAAACUGAGUCACUUGUUAGGACUUCAUGUGCUCGUUUUAAUUUCUUUUCUUGAAUUGUCGGACAUGAGAAUCAUCCAUCUUGGAUCUUGGUUUUUACCUCCGAUGAACCUGUCUUUUUUCAGAUUUCUAAUAUGAUGAAAUUGCCUUGCCUUAUUUGAUCUA
Molecule: messenger RNA, 777 nt
Organism: Impatiens glandulifera
Lineage: Eukaryota; Viridiplantae; Streptophyta; Magnoliopsida; Ericales; Balsaminaceae
Product: cytochrome b5
Exons: 3
Coding region: 162-575 (137 amino acids)
Cellular component (GO): membrane; intracellular membrane-bounded organelle
Molecular function (GO): heme binding
Source: RefSeq, a predicted model, not a curated record